Molecule: messenger RNA, 724 nt
Organism: Hipposideros armiger (great roundleaf bat)
Lineage: Eukaryota; Metazoa; Chordata; Mammalia; Chiroptera; Hipposideridae
Gene: MRPL14
Product: mitochondrial ribosomal protein L14
Exons: 4
Coding region: 140-577 (145 amino acids)
Biological process (GO): translation
Cellular component (GO): ribosome; mitochondrion
Molecular function (GO): structural constituent of ribosome
Source: RefSeq, a predicted model, not a curated record
GGAGGCGCGCUGCCAGGGGAGUAAAAGUCCUGGUUUCAGGAGGCCAUGAGUGCCAACAAGGGCAAUAUAGUGUGCAGGUUUUCCUCCUGGAGAACUUGGAAGUGGGGUCACUGGCCGGGAUUUGCCCUCGUGGGAUCCCAUGGCUUCCUUUACCGGGCUCUGGGGCCCUUUCACCCAUGUAAGCAGAGCACUCAGCCAGCGCUGUUUCAGCACCGCUGGGAGCCUCCGUGCGAUUCAGAAGAUGACACGGGUGCGUGUGGUGGACAACAGCGCCCUGGGGAACACCCCAUACCAUCGCCCUCCUCGUUGCAUCCAUGUCUAUAACAAGAAUGGGGUGGGCAAGGUGGGCGACCGCAUACUGCUGGCCAUCAAGGGACAGAAGAAAAAGGCACUCAUUGUGGGACAUCGAAUGCCUGGCCCCCGGAUGACCCCCAGGUUUGACUCCAACAACGUGGUCCUCAUUGAGGAUAAUGGGAACCCUGUGGGGACCCGAAUUAAGACGCCUAUCCCCACCAGCCUACGCCAGCGGGAAGGCGAGUUUUCCAAGGUGCUGGCCAUUGCUCAGAACUUGGUGUGAGCAGAGGCCAGGCUGUUGGCUGCAGUGGGGCUCGUGAAGGGAGCAGUUCUGAGAAGUGCAUCUUUGCUGAAGGGAAGCUUGGGGCCCUGUGGCUGGGGAGCAGUGUCCUGUCAGAAAUAAACAUUUUCAUGUAUGUUUUCUUCCUGA